AUGAACGCGUUGGGAAGGAGGAGGAACGGAGAUGAAAAUGUCGGGUGGAAAUUCGCCUGCGUAGGGUACGGAAGCGCCAAGAGUCUCUCGCAAAGCGAGAGGAGGAAAACAUUUGAAGAAGAAGAAGAAGAAGAGUUACCUCGAUGUCGCGGGUUGGAGAUUCUAGUGAGCGAACGCGUCCUGAACAAGAACGAUGAUGACGACGACGCGGAAACUAAUAACGGAGAUCAAAGAAGAAGAGAAGAGCGACGGCGACGAGGCGUAACGGAUGCGAAAGAGGAUAAAGACGAUUUUAUCGUCGCUUUGCGCGAGAAACCAGACGAAAACGAGAUCGAUAGAAAGAGAAAUAGAACAACGACGAGCGGUAGUAGUAAAAGCGCUUCUUCGUCCGAAAAAGAAGAAAGCGGUGUCUUCGCGGGACGCCAACGCCGCCUCUUCCCGCCCCCGCACGGGACGCCGACGCCCUCGUCCUCCUCCUCCUCCUCGCGAGAAAGAGAAAGAAAAAUCGACGCCGAGCAUAAACUCCCUCCCGAGCUCAAAACCUUCAAACAAAGGUUCUACAUGCAAUCGAAGUUGAUUUGGACGCGAAUGGAGAAACACGCCAAGUACGUCUAUUCCGGCGCCUUUGCGAAAGAUUUGUAA
This is a messenger RNA of Bathycoccus prasinos, 642 nucleotides long. RefSeq lists its product with no specific name. The record is from RefSeq and is a predicted model, not a curated record. The transcript has a single exon. Lineage: Eukaryota; Viridiplantae; Chlorophyta; Mamiellophyceae; Mamiellales; Bathycoccaceae. The coding region runs from base 1 to 642 and encodes 213 amino acids.